CCACACCAAUCCCCUCUCGCUCCCUCUUAUCUCCUCGGCCCCGCCAGCUCCGCCUCGUCAUUGCCCCGCUGCCGCUUCCUCGUCCAGCAGCUCCGUGCCGUCCCCUGGCCUUAGCGUGCCGGUCUCCCUGCGCGCGCGGCAGCCGGCAGCUAGCAGAGAUGGCCCUGCAGGCCCCGUCAUCGCUCCUGCGGGCGCCGGAGCGGCCGUCCGCGCCGCUCCGGUCGUCCUUCUCGGCGCCGUGGUUGGGACUGCGGCUGCCGGCGCCGGCGCGGCGGCGGGCGGCCAGGGCGGCCACGGCCGCGCGGAUCACCAUGCGAGUCGCGUCCAAGCAGGCCUACAUCUGCCGCGACUGCGGGUACAUCUACAAUGACAGGACCCCGUUUGACAAGCUGGCCGACAACUACUUCUGCCCCGUUUGUGGAGCUCCGAAGAGGAGGUUCAGACCAUACCAGCCAGCGGUGUCCAAGAACGCAAACACCACCGAUGUCCGCAAGGCGAGGAAGGAGCAGCUGAAGAAGGACGAAGCAAUCGGGCAAGCCUUGCCGAUCGCCAUCGUCGCCGGGAUCAUUGCCCUGGCCGGCCUCUACUUCUACCUCAACAACGCCUACAACUAGACGAACAAACAGGCUUCAGAGACGAUCAAUCCAUUUGGUGCCGGGGACAGGAUUCUUUCCAUUUUGCCCUUUUGUUUUUGUGGCUGUACAUGUGCGUGUGUCAUGCUACAUGCAUACUCCUAGGGAUCCAACCUCCAUGACUGUUAUACAAGUCGUCGUUAAUCUUGAAAUGCCAUACACGUUACUCAACUUACAGCUGAUUA
This is a messenger RNA of Panicum hallii, 817 nucleotides long. Its product is annotated as rubredoxin-2. Bases 159 to 614 code for a protein of 151 amino acids. The transcript is spliced from 4 exons. The record is from RefSeq and is a predicted model, not a curated record. Lineage: Eukaryota; Viridiplantae; Streptophyta; Magnoliopsida; Poales; Poaceae. Gene Ontology annotation, molecular function: iron ion binding.